Messenger RNA from Saccostrea cuccullata (small rock oyster), 1170 nucleotides. RefSeq lists its product as uncharacterized. The record is from RefSeq and is a predicted model, not a curated record. The coding region runs from base 118 to 1161 and encodes 347 amino acids. Lineage: Eukaryota; Metazoa; Mollusca; Bivalvia; Ostreida; Ostreidae. The transcript has 7 exons.
CUCUUUGCUUCUUUACAUUUCUACUGUAAGUUAAGUACGUUUUCCCUAAUUAGUGAAGUAUUUAUCGAUAGGUUUCCGGCUUAAUGUUAAUGUUUAAGUUUACCAUGGAUUGAAAAGAUGGAGAUCUUGACAUUUCUUGUCGCUUUGAUAUGUAUCUUAAAAGUAAAUGCACAAUAUGAAGUUUUCACUAACCAAUUUACUUGGGUAAUAGCAAAAUCGAAAUGUGAAGACAAGAAAGGAAAUUUAGCAAUAUUUCGAGCUUCCUCGAGAACGAUAAAUAUCACACAAAUAGACGCCAGUCUGGAACCAGACACAAUGUAUUGGAUUGGUGGCCGUCUUCAUGAUAAUGGAUGGAACUUUUAUGACAAUAGGUGCACAGAGAACUCAGCAGAGAAUGAAGUACCUUCAAAGGAAGUAAUAAUCUACAAAGGUUGCUUUCGUUCUUCCCUUAUCAAAGGAGGAUUUCAACUUAAGAAUGUCAACACUAGAAAUUGCUUCCAGAAAUGUGGAUGGAAGGGAACCAUUGGUUUAUAUAGUACGAUGUGUCUGUGUGAACACCAUUUACACCAGUUGACAAGACUGUCAAAUGAUGAAUGUAACAUAAAAUGUACUCACUGUAAGAGUGACACUUGUGGUGGAAUAAAGGGAGUGUCCGUCUACAGUUAUAAAAAGAGUCUAAUUCACAACAUAACCGAUGAUACAACAGGGGAAAUGUGUGCUUACGUACAGAUAGAUCAGUCCGGAACCAGAACAAUGUAUCCCGCAGAUUGUUUUACUCACAUGAAGUAUAUAUGUCGAUUUGACGGUGGUUUAUACUGCGGCCAAACAACACACUGUUUCCGGCCCUCGUUCACCGCUGACAUUUGGUCCAAGGCCCGGCAUAAUUGUAGGGCUAUAAAUGGAACCCUAGCCUCUACAAGCAUUGAUGGUGAUCUACCGUCUGGGAAGUUCUGGGUGGCCAUUAAAAAGGAUGUCACGUGGAGAUGGCUUGAUGAUAACACGAUUUCCUCCUCCCAGCUCUCAACGUGGACAAUCUCAGGCGGAUCUGUCAGCAGAUCAAGGGGGAACUGUUUGGCCCUCCGCGUUUCAACCUCAGAUCUUGCUGAAUUAACAACCGCUGAUUGUGAUAGGAAACUAAGUUUUGUUUGCCAAUAUGGUUAGUGAAAUUAU